Molecule: messenger RNA, 1314 nt
Organism: Priapulus caudatus
Lineage: Eukaryota; Metazoa; Priapulida; Priapulimorpha; Priapulimorphida; Priapulidae
Product: plectin-like
Exons: 9
Coding region: 183-1118 (311 amino acids)
Biological process (GO): wound healing; intermediate filament cytoskeleton organization
Cellular component (GO): cytoplasm; intermediate filament; membrane
Molecular function (GO): structural molecule activity; protein binding
Source: RefSeq, a predicted model, not a curated record
UACACCAGCUACUCGACACAUCUGUGAACAGACUGCAUCACCUGAAGUCCUUGCACGGCUUCGUGGAGUCAGCGACGCGCGAGCUGACGUGGCUGAACGAGCGCGAGGAGACGGAGAUCGCGCGAGACUGGAGCUCCAAGAACCUCAACGUUGGAGACAUAGAGAAGUACUAUCAGACGCUGAUGAGCGAGCUGGAGGCGAGGGAAGCUCACUUCAACUCGGUGCAGGAUGCCGGGGAGGAGCUGGUGAUGCGCGGCCACCCGGCGUCCAAGGCCAUAGAGGCGUACAUGGCUACGAUGCAGACCCAGUGGUCAUGGCUACUGCAGCUGACCGCCUGCCUCGAGACACACCUCCGCCACGCCUCCACCCGGCAGCGCUUCUUCGCCGAGGCGACCGAGUGCGAGACGUGGAUGGCGGGCGGCGCGGCGCGUCUCCGGGACGAGUACGCCAAACGCGACCGCGUCACGCUCGACGAGGGAGAGCGGUACUUGCGCGAGAUGCACGAGAUGCGAGCGGGCAUGGCGCGGCACGAGGACGCGAUACGCUCGCUGCAGGCCCGCGCGCGCGACAUCGUGCCGCUGCCUCUGCGCCGGCGCCCCCUCGACACACCGCUGCAGGUCCACGCGAUCUGCGCCUACAAACAAGUGCACAUGAACGUCACCAAGGACGAGACGUGUACGUUGCGUGACAACUCGCAGACGACCAAGUGGCGUGUGAGCAACUCCGCGAAGCAGGAGGGCAUGGUGCCGGCUGUCUGCUUCCUCAUCCCACCGCCGGACGAAGAAGCCAUACAGAAGGCCAACAGUUUGAACAAGCAAUUUGCGCAGCUACACACGCUCUGGAGAGAGCAGCAGAGGAAGAUGAAGCUGCAGAUGAUCUGCAACCAUCAAGGUUGUGAAAAUCCUGGGACCCUGAAACAGUUUAUGAGCAUGGAGGCGUCUCAGCGUGAGGUGAUCCUAGCCGCACUACAGGAAGACGCCGACAAGCUGGUUGCCGAGAACCAUGGAGUCAUCGACGACGACAUGCGGCGGCUGCAGGAGGAGAUGCUGUACUGUAGGGAGCUGUUCCACACACUGAGCACGCGCGAGCAAGCAAGGUUCGCCGAGCCGAGGCACUAGCCGACUCACGUCUCCCUCCGUCUGCUACGUGACGCUGGGACAACGUUUUUUUAUUUUUUCUGCGAGGGAGCUGGAGGCUCGCUGCGCACCCCGCUGCCCAAGGACAUGGACAGCCUGGAGCAGCUCGUCAUACAACACAAGGAGUUUGAGAACAGUCUGCAGCUGUUUGAGCCGAAAGGUUGAGUCGAUACAGAAG